Centruroides sculpturatus (bark scorpion) is the source of this 1034-nucleotide messenger RNA. Its product is annotated as 3-hydroxyacyl-CoA dehydrogenase type-2-like. The record is from RefSeq and is a predicted model, not a curated record. Gene Ontology annotation, cellular component: mitochondrion. Lineage: Eukaryota; Metazoa; Arthropoda; Arachnida; Scorpiones; Buthidae. The transcript is spliced from 6 exons. Gene Ontology annotation, molecular function: estradiol 17-beta-dehydrogenase [NAD(P)+] activity. Gene Ontology annotation, biological process: androgen metabolic process; estrogen metabolic process; fatty acid metabolic process. Bases 40 to 981 code for a protein of 313 amino acids.
UAUCGAGCAUGCCGUAAAGUGUUUAUUUUGUCACGUGUGAUGGCUUGUUUUAGACAGUGGAAGGAUCUUGUAGCUGUUGUUACUGGAGGAGCUUCGGGUUUAGGACAGGCUACUGUAAAAAAUUUAAUAAGUAAAGGAGCUAAAGUAAUCAUCUGUGAUUUACCAACAUCAAAUGGAGAAAGCAUUGCAAAAGAUUUGGGUAACAACUGUGUAUUCUCUUCUACUGAUAUAACUUCAGAGGAUGAAGUUCAAAACAUGUUUCAAAUGAUUAAAGACAAAUUUAAAAGAUUAGAUCUUACUGUUAAUUGUGCUGCAAUAGCUCGAGCUUAUCAAGUAUAUAAUUUCAAUACCAAUGUUUCACAUAAAUUGGAAGAUUUUCAUGACACACUAAAUGUUAAUGUUAUUGGUACAUUUAAUAUAUUACGCUUAGCAGCUGGAAUGAUGGGAAAAAACACACCAGAUACAAAUGGGCAGAGAGGAUUGAUCAUUAAUACAUCAUCAAUUUGUGCAUUUGAUGGAGAGAUUGGGCAGUCAGCAUAUUCAGCAAGUAGUGGUGUUAAUGUUAUUGGUACAUUUAAUAUAUUACGCUUAGCAGCUGGAAUGAUGGGAAAAAACACACCAGAUACAAAUGGGCAGAGAGGAUUGAUCAUUAAUACAUCAUCAAUUUGUGCAUUUGAUGGAGAGAUUGGGCAGUCAGCAUAUUCAGCAAGUAGUGGUGCAAUUAAUGCAAUGACUUUACCAAUAGCUCGUGAUCUUUCUACUCAAGGUAUUCGCUGCUGUACAGUAGCUCCAGGUUUAUUUAGAACACCACUUUUGAAUGUACCUGAGAAAAUUAUAUCAUUUUUAUCAGAAACUAUAUGUUUUCCAAAUCGGCCUGGGUUACCUGAAGAAUUUGCUCAUUUAGUACAGUAUAUUGUUGAAAAUCCAAUGAUUAAUGGAGAAGUGAUUCGACUAGAUGGUGGCUUACGACUAAUAUCAUAGUACAUCAUCAAUUUUUGUUGUUUAAAAUUUAAAUUAUAUAUUUACAUCUAAAA